Messenger RNA from Closterium sp. Naga37s-1, 2469 nucleotides. The record is from the annotation of a GenBank genome assembly. NCBI's taxonomy places the organism in Eukaryota, Viridiplantae, Streptophyta, Zygnematophyceae, Desmidiales, Closteriaceae.
AUGCCUUCGCACGCGUCCCCCUACCCUGCGCCUGCUCCCUUUCGCCCAACUCUCCCGCCUCCGACUCGCCCAUUUCACUGCCCCCGCCGCGCCUGCACGAGCUGCGGGCCUCUCUGCGCGCGCCUGUCUCUGGCGGCCCGCCUCUUUGCGCCCUCGCGCGUGCCGCCUCUUCCGCCCACGCGUCAGUGCCUGCGCUGCGUCCGCAGAAUAGCGCCCCUCACCGCCUUUCCCUCCCGCGCGCACGUCCCGCGCACACCACGAUCGCGCGCCGUCCGACUCCCGCCCAGUCGGAAUUCGGAAGCUUCCGCCUGCAUCGUCCACACCUCCGUCCGCGCCCGCAGCGGCGGGCAGGGGCGGUGUGCGCGUCGGCAGAGGAGCCGUUGCGCGGCGGACCAGGGGGCACUGCGGCGAGAUCGUGAGGAGGGACGGAGACGCGGCGGGGGGCGACAGCUUGAGCGCGCGGGGAGAGAAUUGGACAGGCGGGGCGCGGGGCGCGAGAGCCCGUUCCGGUGGCAGCAGGCGGAGGCAGAGCGCCUAUCCGGGGACAUGCGCCCGUGGGCAAAAGACAGGGAGGGGCGCGGGGACGGUGGCGAGGGGAGACGAGGCGAGGGCGGUGGCAGUAGCGGCAGCGAUGCGGAGGGGGAAGAGGGAGGCAUGGGCGGCAGAAGCAGGGCGCGCAGCAGCAGGGGCAGCAGCAGGGCGGAGAGGGGGGGCGUGGUGGUGCGCGGCCCUCUUGGGGCGCAGCAGCAAGACCUCGCGUCCUUCUUCCGCACCCAGCGGACGGGCAUAGCGCGCAGGGGCAAGGGCGCAAGCACCAGCCUCGCAGGGAGCGCGAGCGUGGCGCAGCUGCGGCUGGGAGGCAACGAGCUGUCAGGGUCCAUCCCUGACACCCUCUCCACACUCACACAGCUCGUCGCCCUCAAUCUCUCCACCAACCGCCUGUUGGGCUCACUGCCCUCAGGCUUGGCGGGCCUGCAGCAGCUGUCGGUGCUGGAUGCCUCCUGGAACGCCCUCACCGGCUCCAUCCCUUCCACCCUCUCGUCCCUCCACUCCCUCAACCUCUCCUCCAACUUCCUCUCUGGUCCAAUCCCCGCCGGCCCACUUUCCGCCUUCCCCGUCACUUCCUAUGCUAACAACUCCGCUCUCUGUGGCCUUCCCACUAACGUCUCCUGCUCCCCCUGCCUCCGCCCUCCUCCCCACCUCCGGGAAAUUCAGAUGGUGCAAUGUGCCCGGCACGCAGUGCACGCUGGCCAUCAAGAGGCUCCAUUCGUCGCUGCCCCUGCUGCACUCUGCCUCUCCCGCUACCACGGCCAUGGGCAAGGGGGCAAGAAGGCCAAGGGGGCCAAGGGGGUUUCAGGGGAGGAGGCGAGGGAAAAAGCGGAGCAGCAGGCGAACAAGGAGGUGCAGGCGAACAAGGAGAUGCAGGCGAACAAGGAGGUGCAGGCGAACAAGGAGGUGCAGGCGAACAAGGAGGUGCAGGCGAACAAGGAGGUGCAGGCGAACAAGGAGGUGCGCACGCUGGGGCAGCUGGUGCGGCUUUACGGGGCGUAUGUGAACGUGGCGGCAGGCGACAGGUCGCUCAUCUAUGACAGUAGUGAGGGCAGCACGGUGGUGAGUGGGUCCGGAACAGGGAGUGGUAGUGGAUCAGGAGGGAUAACCGAGUCCGGCAGUGGCAGUGGGACGGGGAAUGAUAGGGUGACAGAGAAGGGUAAUGGUGUAAAUGAGAACAGUGGUAGUGGUAGCAGUGGUGCGUGCAGCAGCAUCAACAGAGGUACCUACACAACCUAUGGCAAGCCAUGCAAGGUUGAUGUGACGCCUUCAGCAAUCGCUAGUAGCAUCGACAACAGCACUGCAAGCGAGCCUGCAACAGCAGCCAAAGUCAUCUGGGGCAGCUCCAUUGCUUCCUUCCGCUCUUCUCUUUCCACCACUGCCCUCUUACGCUUUUCCCAAACCUCCAAGCCUGCACAGCCUCCCUUGCCCUCUGUCUCCUCCGGCCCUCAUCUGCUUCACCGCGAGCCUUUCAAGCUUGAAUCUCUCUCCUCUCAAGCAACCUUUCAUCCACCCCCGUCUUCUUCAACCCAAGCAUCUGCACCGUCACUGCCAUCACCGCACCCCUCCUCCACCACUCUUUCCUCUGCAUCCCUGCCGGCUGCCCAACACACGUUCACGGUGCGGGUGGCGGGCUUUGGGCUGGCAUGGCAGGUGGGCGUGCGGGCGGCACACAUGUCCACGGCCGUGCUAGGCACGUAUGGCUACAUGGCGCCAGAGUACGCGCAGCAGGGGAGGGCCACCACAGUGGGGGAGCAUGCUACAGAUGUGUUUGCAUUCGGGGUGGUGCUGCUGCAGCUGGUGUCGGGGCGAUGGCCGUACGACGAGGAGGUGGAGGACAGGGGGCUGGCCAGGUGGGUCUUGUCGUCGCCUGUUUGUGCCGUGCUGGACCCGCUGCUGGGGCCAUGUGCAGUGAGAUAA